Phyllostomus discolor (pale spear-nosed bat) is the source of this 5059-nucleotide messenger RNA. It is a transcript of the gene KIF3B, whose product is annotated as kinesin family member 3B. Gene Ontology annotation, molecular function: ATP binding; microtubule motor activity; microtubule binding. NCBI's taxonomy places the organism in Eukaryota, Metazoa, Chordata, Mammalia, Chiroptera, Phyllostomidae. The transcript is spliced from 11 exons. Bases 329 to 2572 code for a protein of 747 amino acids. Gene Ontology annotation, biological process: microtubule-based movement. The record is from RefSeq and is a predicted model, not a curated record.
UGCUAAGGAAGUGAGCGGCCGUGGUCUCUCCCCAUCCGGGGCAGCCGGGAAUGGCUGAGCCCGGGGUUCGCUGCCGUCCCCCGCCGCCACCACCACCCGCUUUCGGUUGCCGCCGCAGAUGAGGAAACUGAGGCUCAGAAAAGUGAAAGACUUGCCUAAGAAUCUUAUACCUAUUGAAUGAUGGAGCAGGACACGUUUCCAGUAACCCAGCAAGGAGGAUAAGGUGCAGAUUGAGAUCCCCAUUUCACAGUCAAAGGACAGGAGGACCUUAGCAUCCUGAGGCAUUUUGGAUCCAUAGCCUUCAAGGUUGACCUGGUCAGAGUUCAGCAUGUCCAAGUUAAAAAGCUCAGAGUCGGUCAGGGUGGUAGUUCGCUGUCGGCCCAUGAAUGGCAAGGAGAAGGCCGCUUCGUAUGACAAGGUGGUGGAUGUGGAUGUGAAGCUGGGGCAGGUAUCCGUGAAGAACCCCAGAGGAGUGGCCCACGAAAUGCCCAAGACCUUCACCUUCGAUGCAGUCUAUGACUGGAAUGCCAAGCAGUUUGAACUCUACGAUGAGACGUUCCGACCGCUCGUGGACUCCGUUCUGCAGGGUUUCAAUGGGACGAUAUUUGCCUAUGGACAAACGGGGACUGGGAAAACCUACACCAUGGAAGGAGUCCGGGGUGACCCUGAAAAAAGAGGGGUCAUCCCUAAUUCAUUUGACCACAUCUUCACCCAUAUCUCUCGAUCCCAGAACCAACAGUACCUGGUUAGGGCUUCUUACCUAGAGAUCUACCAGGAGGAGAUCCGAGAUCUGCUCUCAAAGGAUCAGACCAAAAGGCUUGAGCUCAAAGAGAGGCCUGACACUGGAGUGUAUGUGAAGGACCUGUCUUCCUUUGUCACCAAGAGCGUGAAGGAAAUAGAGCACGUGAUGAACGUGGGGAACCAGAACCGUUCCGUUGGUGCUACCAACAUGAAUGAGCACAGCUCGCGUUCUCAUGCAAUUUUUGUCAUCACUAUCGAGUGCAGCGAGGUGGGCCUCGAUGGAGAAAACCACAUUCGUGUAGGGAAACUGAACCUUGUAGAUCUCGCUGGCAGCGAACGGCAAGCCAAGACCGGUGCUCAAGGGGAAAGACUGAAGGAAGCGACCAAGAUUAACCUGUCCCUUUCUGCCUUGGGUAAUGUCAUCUCCGCCCUGGUGGAUGGCAAAAGCACUCACAUUCCAUAUCGGGACUCAAAGCUUACCAGACUCCUCCAAGAUUCUCUUGGUGGCAAUGCUAAAACUGUGAUGGUGGCCAAUGUGGGGCCCGCCUCUUACAAUGUAGAAGAGACUCUGACCACUCUGAGAUACGCCAACCGUGCCAAAAACAUUAAGAACAAGCCAAGGGUCAAUGAGGACCCUAAGGAUGCCCUCCUUCGAGAAUUCCAAGAAGAGAUUGCUCGGCUCAAGGCCCAGCUAGAAAAACGGUCCAUUGGCAGGAGAAAGAGGCGAGAGAAGCGAAGGGAAGGUGGUGGCAGUGGUGGGGGUGGGGAAGAUGAGGAGGAGGAGGGAGAAGAGGGUGAGGAGGAAGGGGAUGAUAAGGAUGAUUAUUGGCGGGAACAGCAAGAAAAACUGGAGAUUGAGAAGCGAGCCAUUGUAGAGGACCACAGCUUGGUUGCAGAGGAGAAGAUGAAGCUGCUGAAAGAGAAGGAGAAAAAGAUGGAGGACCUGCGGCGGGAGAAGGAUGCUGCCGAGAUGCUGGGUGCCAAAAUCAAGGCCAUGGAAAGUAAGCUGCUUGUUGGAGGAAAAAAUAUAGUAGAUCAUACAAACGAACAGCAGAAAAUCCUGGAGCAAAAACGGCAGGAAAUUGCAGAGCAGAAACGUCGAGAAAGAGAAAUCCAGCAACAGAUGGAAAGUCGAGAUGAGGAGACUUUGGAACUUAAAGAGACAUACAGCUCAUUGCAGCAAGAGGUGGACAUCAAGACCAAAAAACUCAAAAAGCUCUUCUCCAAGCUGCAGGCGGUGAAGGCAGAGAUCCACGACCUCCAGGAGGAGCACAUCAAGGAACGGCAGGAGCUGGAGCAGACUCAGAAUGAGCUCACCAGGGAGCUGAAACUCAAGCAUCUUAUUAUAGAAAACUUUAUCCCUCUGGAAGAAAAAAGUAAAAUUAUGAAUAGAUCCUUCUUUGAUGAAGAGGAAGAUCAUUGGAAAUUACAUCCUAUAACCAGACUGGAGAAUCAGCAGAUGAUGAAGCGGCCAGUCUCAGCUGUGGGGUAUAAGAGACCAUUGAGCCAGCACGCAAGAAUGUCCAUGAUGAUUCGUCCAGAGGCCCGAUACAGGGCAGAAAACAUCGUGCUGUUAGAGCUGGACAUGCCCAGCCGGACCACCAGAGACUAUGAGGGCCCCGCUAUUGCCCCCAAAGUCCAGGCCGCAUUGGAUGCAGCGCUGCAGGACGAAGAUGAGAUACAGGUGGACGCGUCAUCCUUUGAAAGUACUGCAAAUAAGAAACCCAAGGCCAGGCCUAAAAGCGGAAGGAAGUCGGGAUCCUCCUCCUCUUCCUCAGGAACCCCUGCAUCUCAGCUUUAUCCACAGUCACGGGGACUGGUUCCAAAGUAAAGCCAGUUCCUUCUCUCCCGGGGUUUAAACAGCAUUUGCCUUCUGAGAGAAGAGAUGAGCAAAUCCUUGCAGAGAGGACUCCAGCCCAAACUCAGAACCAUUCCCCUGGGGAGAAGUGAUGGCCUCUUUGCAGGUGAACCAACUGAAUCUGGCUGGAAGGUGCUGGUCCUAACCCGGCACUCAGCAGCAUCCUUUCAUUAGCAUCUCAGAAAUGCAUGGGUAAGGUAAAGUGCGGUAGUCGAAGUGGAAAGCAAGAGAAUGACCAGUGACCUUGCUUCCCUUCUCCCUUGCCUUCUCCUCUCCCUGCCUUUCUUUGCCUUCCUUCCUCUCCCCUCUCCUCUUCUAGCCUGUUCUUUACACUGGGCUCCCUUGUCGAGCAAUAGGGCAGAAUCAGGAGUCACCUUAGCGGGACCAAGUCUUUGGAGCCUUAGGACACAGUGACAGUGAGGUUGAAAAGUGAAAGCCCUAGAACUUGAAUAGGUGCUGCACUUGUAGUUGAAAUGAGAAAUCUCAUGUGGACCCAAGCCCCCCGUGGGCAUGGUCCGUGCUCCUCAGUAAAAAGUGGAUCCGCCUUUGGGAUCUGCUGAGUAAGGAAAUGUUUUCCAAGGAAGCUGCCACUUUUCCGCUCCUGGAGGAUUAAUGUUGGAAGCAAUAGAAAUCACAUUCCCUUUGCCUCCUUGGAGAGUUUAGGGAAACAGCUUCUUUUAAACCUCAAAACCAUGACCAUCCUGUCAAAGACGUAAAUCUGUAAGCCAGUGCCAUGUCCAUACACCGUGUCACUUUACUCUUCAUUCGUCACCAUCCUUAGCCAAGUGUGCAUACUCUGAGCAUCCCUUCCUAGGCCAGUCUGCCUCCAGGGCAUGCUCUGCAGUGGGCCUGCUUUGGGGGAGAGGGGAGGCUGGCUCUGCCUUCUUUGAUGGGACAAGAGUAGGGGGAACGAGACAUAUGGUGGCACUUUUGAAUCCCCCACUUUGUUCCAUGUUUGCAUAGAGAGCAUCAGGGUGACUGGGCUGAGGCAGAGGCACAAGCAACAGUGCAGUGUGAAGGGAAGACCUAACAGAUGCAAAGAACUCUGCUUGUCUCCAGCUAAAGUCACGUUGUCCUAGAAUUGUGCACCGCUCCCCCCACCCCCAGGCAGAACCAAAAGCAGUGGCGAGGAGUGGCUGUGUGAUUGAAUAGGCUCAGAGGAGAGGGUUAGAAAUUCCCGUUUACAUAAACUAGUUUGGUUUAUAAGUUUCAGUUCUGUGUAUUAUUGAAAUUCAAAGCUUCAUUUUUAUGUUGGUCAUUAGGUGAAUGUUACUUCUUCUCCCCCCCAAGAGAAGCUUAUAGGUGUGUGUGGGUGUACAAGCCCAGUGGUGCCUGUGUUCUUUGAGUGUGUCCCUGUGCGUCUGUAAGAGAGAGACAGAGACCAAGGACUUGCCCCGUUUUAGAACAACACUCACGUACAGUUGUUGCCUUUGUCCGCAUCGAAGGCCCGCUGAAUGACUGGUGCUGGCUGGAAGCGCUCCCGCGUGGGCAUCUGAGUCCACGAGCCAAGCCUGAGGGGACAGUGUAAGUCCCCAGGUCUGCCACACUGGUGUACCUUGCUGGCAUGGUACCUCAGCAAUGUGGUGACUCAGGUGGACCUUGAGUUAUGUUUUAACUCAGCUGCUCAGUUCCCAGGGCACAUUUCUGGAUCAAAACCUGUGGGAAAGAGGAGGUACCAAGUGCAGUGUCGUAGCAUUCUACAAAUGGAGAUCUGUCAUCCGGCAGCUGGUCUCCUUUUUUGUUACCAUUCUUUCUGAACCCAGGGCCCUUUUCAGUAAUCCCCAGAGCAUAAUGGAGCCUUCCCUCAUCUUUCUUGGGAUCAAACCCUGCUCCUCUCUUAUUUAGUAAGACUUUACCUGUUUGAAUGGGAACCAAAUGACAAGGUGAUAGCCUACGAUUAUCUGCCGGCUACACCUGUCUCUUGCACCACAUUUUUUCAGAGCUAGUAUGAAUUCUGUAGGCUGAAAAUAUUCAUCCGGCAAGUCUGAGAACUGAACACUGCAGGUAACACAACACCUUGUCACCAGUGUCUCAAGGUGGCUGUUCUGACCAAGGGUGGUUGAGUGGCCAUAGAACUUUUCUAAGAAGGCAGAAGAAGAAAGCCGAGUUGACAAGCAGGGUUAGUAAAACAAGCUUGCCUUGGACUCAGCCGUGUACGUCUGGUGGUCUGUGAAGAAAGUGGAAGAACACCCACGUGGAGGUGACACUGUCCCUUCCCAAGCAGUCUCCGGUGCUUUUCUUCUCUCAAAGCGGAUCCGAUAAAUGUGUGAGUAGAGCAGGCAGUAGAACGCCUUACUGCUACCAGAACACUGCUGCUUUGGGCUCUGAACUGAGCCACGUGUGCGGAGGACCUCCCCAGCCCACCGAGGGACCAGGUUUUCCUGUCUGUAGUCAUGCCUGAAUGUUCCAAGCCGUCCGAGGGCUCUCGUGCCAGCAGCAGUUAGAGAAGCCUGGAAGCCA